Molecule: messenger RNA, 357 nt
Organism: Haemonchus placei
Lineage: Eukaryota; Metazoa; Nematoda; Chromadorea; Rhabditida; Trichostrongylidae
Source: the annotation of a GenBank genome assembly
AUGUUGUAUGUGAGGGCUGUGGGGCCAGUCACUUCAGAUCCGAGUCGAAAGGGGGCAGGAGAACUUUCAACUCACUACCGAGAAGAACUCCGUCGAUCACUAACAGGUCAAGAUGCUGAGGCGAAGGAGUUUUGUGAGCAUAUCCGCAAUUACAACAGUGCUUUUGAAUUUGCAUCCACCGGAGCUCAGCUGGAUAUUCCAGGGCGAGGGCCUUACUGUCUCCGCAUACACAGUCAACUUUACCACAGGAUUGGACCUGCACGCCCAGGAGAAGGUGAGCCGCCGCGAUACGGCCAGGUGUACAUUCUUGACUUAUCAAUGCGGCAGAUGAAGGAGCAGGGAAUCCAGCUAACGUAA